AUGACACACCAGCCCUCAGACAUGACACUCCAGCCUUCAGACAUGACACACCAGCCCUCAGACAUGACACACCAGCCUUCAGACAUGACACACCAGCCUUCAGACAUGACACACCAGCCUUCAGACAUGACACACCAGCCUUCAGACAUGACACACCAGCCUUCAGACAUGACACACCAGCCUUCAGACAUGACACACCAGCCUUCAGACAUGACACACCAGCCUUCAGACAUGACACACCCUUCCUUCAGACAGGACACACCAGCCCUCAGACAUGACACACCAGCCCUCAGACAUGACACACCAGCCUUCAGACAUGACACACCAGCCCUCAGACAUGACACACCAGCCUUCAGACACACCAGCCUUCAGACAUGA
This is a messenger RNA of Coregonus sp. 'balchen', 378 nucleotides long. The record is from the annotation of a GenBank genome assembly. NCBI's taxonomy places the organism in Eukaryota, Metazoa, Chordata, Actinopteri, Salmoniformes, Salmonidae.